AUGGAGGUUCCCUCGAACUUGUAUGCCCCGAUUGAAGAAGUUGAAGAAGAUGUGCAAGUAUUAUUCGCCGUUCAUAAGAAGAAGAAUGCGGAUUUGGGAAUGUUUGACUCCAGAUUAGACAGAGUGAACUUAGAGCUUGACGAGCACAAGAUUCAAAUCAAGCAAAAUCGUCAAUCGUUGCACCAACUCCCGGGAUCUACAGGAUCUGUAGUUUGGAAAACGUCUAUUAGCGUUAUUCCUUGGUUGAUGAAACAAAGUUGGUUUGCAAAUACACUUUCCUCUGACGUUUCUGUUAUAGAGCUUGGAUCUGGUAUAAGCGGGAUUGGAGGAAUCCUUUUGGGCCCUCGAGUUGGUAAAUAUAUUGCCACGGAUCAGAUUGACUAUUUGAAGGAACUCCGUGAAAAUUUAGAUCAAAAUGGAGCUAAUAUGGUGGAGGUAUCUGAUUUGGAUUGGACCAACCCUCCUUCUGAAAAGGAAUGGAAAGAUGCUUCUUUAGACAUAUUGUGCUUGUUUGAUUGCAUAUAUAACCCGAAUUUAAAUACACACCUCGUAUCUACGAUGGCCUCUUUUGCACAAUUAUUUCCUGACCUUACUUGUCUUGUAGGUCAAGAGUUGAGAGAUCCUGAAACACUCACAGACUUUUUACUGAAAAUACAGCCAUAUUAUCAGGUUUUUCUGUUCAAUUAUGAACAGGAGGGCUUUCCAGAGAAUAUGGCGCUUUUCUUGCUGAAACCCUACAACCACAAAGCUUUGAUGUAUGCUGCUUUAAAAGAAGCCAGGAAAUGCGAGCCUACCGAUUCGGCUUUUUGUAUUGGAUCUGUUCUUGUUCUACAUGGUGAAAUAGUAUCAACAGGACAUUCACGUGAGUUACCAGGCAAUACACAUGCUGAAGAAUGCGCUAUAAUGAAAUAUUUAUCGCAACAACCUCACGGAUCUUCCUUGAAAGGUACAAUGAUUUACAGUACUAUGGAACCCUGUAGUAAGCGUCUAUCAGGGAAAAAAUCUUGUACCGAUUUAAUCAUAAGUCAAAACAUAUCGACAGUUGUACUUGGAUCCAGAGAACCAGAUACGUUCGUGAAAUGUGAGGGAGUCGAUUUGUUAAAGAAUUCAGGAGUAAAUAUAAUUGAAGAGCUUUCAUUCCAAGACGAAUGCCUCAAGGAAGCUGUUCGAGGUCAUCAUGGUAAAUAG
Schizosaccharomyces osmophilus is the source of this 1188-nucleotide messenger RNA. It is a transcript of the gene rib2, whose product is annotated as CMP deaminase family/ methyltransferase bifunctional enzyme involved in riboflavin biosynthesis and tRNA pseudouridine biosynthesis Rib2. The transcript has a single exon. Lineage: Eukaryota; Fungi; Ascomycota; Schizosaccharomycetes; Schizosaccharomycetales; Schizosaccharomycetaceae. Bases 1 to 1188 code for a protein of 395 amino acids. The record is from RefSeq and is a predicted model, not a curated record. Gene Ontology annotation, molecular function: catalytic activity.